UCGAAAAGUUGAGGGCGGACUCCUCUCCACCUGCUGCUGAAGACGGCGCUCCACCAACAUGGCGCCGCGGGCACGACGGGCGGCUCCCAUCGCGUGCUUCGCGCAGCGCCAGUGACGUAAAAAGCAAAGCCCGCGGUGAUUGGUCGACCAAGUUUGUUGUUCCUGGGAGGACCCUGUUGAUUGUUGACCGGCGUAACUCCGCUGCCCACGAAGCGAACGAUCGAGUGCCAAGCGAUGGACACGACCGGCAGCGGGACGCGAGAGCGCUGAUCGUGGCCGCGCUGCUGGAGCCGGGCACCGCGGCUCUGUCGCCCAGCAUGGCCGCGCGUGAGCAGCUUGACUCGGCCGGUGCGAAAGGGAGUCCGGCGGAUGCAUGGAAGCACCACAUCAUCCGGCAGCUGAAGCACCGGGACAGGGCGCAGAAGACCCUCUACCAGGACCUCAUACGGUCGUACAUUAAGCUGUUGGAGAAGUCCAACCAAAAGGUGUUUAUCGCCCAAGGUCUGCUGGGCUCAGUUGCAAGGCACCAGUUGAGCACCUCUAAAGAUUCCUUGACAUCUCUGGUUUCUCAGCAUCAAGACAAAGUGAAGAAUCUGAACAAAACAAGUGGAGAGUUGGCUUACAAGGUGCUAGAGCUUCAGCAGGAGAUAAGAAUCAAAAGCUCUGUUCUUGAAGAGCAGCAUGCCAGAAUGAGUGAGAUAAGGAGCCAGCUGGCAGCAGCAGAGGCCGAGGUGAGCGGCCUUCAGGCCCAAGUAGAGGAGGUGCGACAGGGGAACUGGCACCUGAAGCGUGAGUACGACUCCCUGCUGGAGCGGCACCAUGACAUGGAUGAGAAAUUUCGGGAGGAGAAAGUGCGGGGCUCUGAGCUGGUGGAGGACAUGAUCCGGUGGAAACAGCUGGCAGCCGUCAAGAUGAACACCAGGAAUGAGAAGAGGGUGCGAGCAAGAGAAGCUAACAUUCAGAAGGAGCUGGAGAUGGCAGCAAAGGAGAAAGUGGACAUUGACAUCGGUUCUUGUAAUAUGCCUUCAGUCAACCUGCCGUCUCCCAAGCCUGAGGUGGACGAGAAAUCUGAGAAACGCCAAACCCGAAUGUUCAGGUCAGCCUCAGCAGCUCCACCCAGGAUUUUUGAUUCUUUUAAAGAUUUCUUUGACAGGAAGAGGCGUGGUAACUCAUUGUGCAGCCUGGAAGAGGACCUCUAUGCACCUCUUAGGGUCUGCCUGGCUGCUAGAAUCCCGUGUAGAGCCAUUCACGUCCUGGAUGCACAUGAACUGAGUAUUAAUGCAGUGCGAUUCAGCUCCAUUUCCAAUUUGCUGGCUACCGGGGGCACAGACAGAGUUAUCAAACUUUGGGAUAUCAGUGCAGGCAUGUUGCAGAACAGGGGCAUAUUAGAUGGUAGUAAUGAGGGGAUAACCAGUAUUGAAUUUGACCCAACUGGCACCAAGCUUCUUGCUGCGUCAUAUGACAAAUCUGCUCUUUUUUGGAGACUGGAUGACAGUAGACCCAAGUUCACCCUGACUGGCCAUUCGCGAAAAGUGACAGCGGCCAAGUUUAAGUGCAGCCUGCGCCAGGUGGUCACCGGAAGUGCGGACAGGACGGUCAAAGUCUGGGACCUACAUCGGGCAGCUUGCAUACAGACUAUUGAAGUAUUCUCUUACUGCAGUGAUGUUGUGUGCUCCGAAUACUUCAUCAUCAGCGGACACUAUGACAGAAAAAUCCGCUUCUGGGACAGCCGGGCAGCCAGCUGCACGCAGGAGAUCCCCCUGCAGGGCAGGGUGACAUCGAUGGACCUCUGCCCCGACCACAGACAGCUGCUAAGCUGUUCUAGGGAUGAGAGCCUGCAGGUGGUGGACCUGAGGAUGAGCAAUUCCAGAAGAUCUUUCAGGGCUGAUGGAUUUAAAUGUGGGUGUGAUACCACAAAGGCCAUAUUCAGCCCCGAUGGCAGUUAUUUGGCGGCUGGAUCAGCGGACGGAGCGGUCUAUAUCUGGAACGUGAACACGGGCCACCUUGAGACAACUCUGCCCGACAAGCACAGGUGGUCGUCUUUCAUCAUCCAGCCUCACGGGGUAGAUCCGUUUGUGGACCUGCGAAGAGACCCCCUACUGAAAAUGUGUCGUCGUCACCGCCGUCGCGGUCCAACGGAGAUUACUCACCCAGAAGGGCUGCGGGCCAGCUAGACGUUCUCGCAGGUGGGUGCUGUGAUGCUUCCCUCUACCGGCUUUUUUUUUUUUUUUUUUUUGGCAUCUUCGCAUAUGGGGUGACCAGCAGGUUGCGUAACUACGUUUUCUGAACGUUUGAAUGUGUAUCAAAAAAGAGAUAUAUUUAUAAGGGUUGCUCUUGAAAGCAAAUUUCCCGCCGAUAUUAUAGUCGUACUCACACUUUUCUAACAGUUGAUAAAAGGCUGAGCUGCUUUUUUCAUACGUGCAGAAAGAGAAAUGAUCUGCAGGUGGAAUGAAGCGGUCACGUAAUGCCAUAUUUCUGGCAUGUUAGAAAAAUCCUGAAUAGGUAAAGGAGCACAUGAAGUUACUGUAAGUUUAAACAGUAUGUGUAUUGUUUAUACUUGUGUUAUGCAUCAUGUUCCACUGCACUAUAGUAACCCUAGUAAAACAAUAUUAAUACGUAUUAUUGAUUUCUUUGACAUUUGAAGAAAACGACCAAGUGAAGUUUAGCUUCUGUAAACUGACUGACCAAAAUACACAACAUAAUUAGUUUAAAGGGAACUAAAUUACUAUGUAAUUGUAAUUUUUUAUUUCUACAUGUUCUGUGGGGCUUUCAAAAUUUUUUUAAAGAUACAUAAAUGGUCCACACAACACGUGCAGCUAACUAAAGGGGAAAAAAGUACAUGUUCACCAAAACAAUGCAUUCCCUUCUUUAAUAGAACAGAACUGAGAAUUUUAUGCCCUGAGCUGUGCCUUCAAACUCAAAAGAAAAAAGUGUCAGGACCCAAAAAUGUACUGUAUGCUGUAAAGGGACUUUUUAUCUAGGGAAAAGAAUGAUAAUGAUAGUAAGACACCCUAUCUCUGUUGAAGCUGCCGGCAUUUACAGAAUGUUGCAAUUCUUAUUUUCAGCACUUUUUUUUUUUUUUUUUUUUGUUUAUUAAUUUUCGCAAAUUUUUUAGAACAGUUUGACUGGGUUUUUAAAACCCUGAGAAGCAAAGGGACUCUGUUUCAUGCUGUAUGCUGAUCUGUGAUUUUAAAAUUUCUAAAAGGGAUUUUUUUUUUUUUUCCUCCUGUUUUGGAAUUGUGGAGCUCUUUAGCAUGUAUUUCAAGCAUUAAAUCUGAUGCUUUUCUAUAGGUCACAAAGGUAAAAAGCACAAGUCAAGUCUGCAUAGUAUUUAAAAUGGCUCCAGGACACCACUUGUCAAGGUGGCAGCCAGCAGUCUCUUUGCUGUUGCUGUGGGCACAGUUUACCUAGCAAGAUGGAUUUUACAGUUUCAGCUCGGCACCCGAAGCACAUGCUUUCAGGUUUGCAUGUAUCUGUGGUACAUUCACCCGUUCGCCAGUUAGUAUAAUGCACUUUCACAUCGUUCCCUGCUAAACCACUACAC
This is a messenger RNA of Scleropages formosus (Asian bonytongue), 3544 nucleotides long. RefSeq names its product ATG16 autophagy related 16-like 2 (S. cerevisiae) (gene atg16l2). Bases 318 to 2174 code for a protein of 618 amino acids. The transcript is spliced from 18 exons. Lineage: Eukaryota; Metazoa; Chordata; Actinopteri; Osteoglossiformes; Osteoglossidae. Gene Ontology annotation, biological process: autophagosome assembly. Gene Ontology annotation, molecular function: protein binding. The record is from RefSeq and is a predicted model, not a curated record.